CUGUAUUCUCAGCCUAAAAGGGGUUUGGGGGCUAUGAGAUAAAGAUGCCGGGGUCGCUGAGUAAUGAAGACGAGGGACAAGACGACAUGGAUUUUGAAGACGAUAUGCCAGAUGAGGAUGACGAAGGUGAGCGCAACACUGUUCCCCUCACGCCCCUUGACAGCUUCUUCUCUGAUGACGACUCCCUCAAGCAACAAAAGAAGAAGAAACCCAAAAAGAUGAAAGAGGGAAAAAUGCCCAAAGUUAAGAAGAGGAAAAAGGAGGGAGGAAUUCAGGCGAGAGUUGAUAGCGACCUGGAGGAGACUUCAGAGGUGGAGGAGGAACGGGAACGUCCAGAAAUAGGCUCUGAGAGCGAGAGCAGCAUGUAUGGCCCCACCAAAAAGAAGAAGAAGAAACCGAAGGAGAAGAAAGAGAAGAAGCCCAGGAAGAAGAAGAGAGAUGAGGAAGAUGAUGACGAUGACGAUGAUGAUGGUAACAUGAAAGAACCCAAAUCAUCCAGCCAGUUGAUGCAGGAGUGGGGUCUUGAAGAUGUUCAGUACGGCUUCACCGAGGACGACUACAAAACCAUCACCAACUACAAGGCUUUCAGCCAGUUCCUCAGGCCUCUCAUUGCCAAGAAGAACCCGAAGAUUCCCAUGUCAAAGAUGAUGACAGUGUUAGGGGCCAAGUGGCGAGAGUUCAGUGCCAACAACCCGUUCAAAGGCGCAUCUGCCACCGCCGUGGCCGCCGCUGUGGCUGCCGCUGUGGAAACGGUUACCGUGGCACAGCCAACGUCUGUCAGCAGCAGCCAGCCGAGCUCUCAGCUGGGGCCAAUCAAAAAAGCCAAAACCAAAGAGGGAAAGGGACCAGGAGUUAGAAAGAGAAGCAAGACUGUGAAGGAGGUGAAGAAGAAACCGAAGCCGAAGAAGACCAAAUCAAAGUCGGGCCAAAGUGGGAAGAAGAAGAAAGCGUCCUCGAGUGAGGAAGACUUCCUGGAGGAGUCCGACUUUGAUGACAUCAGCAUCCACAGUGCCUCCGUGCUUUCUGAUACCUCGGGGGCUGCCACCAAGAAAAAGGCCCGACGUGGGCGGAAAAAAAGGAAAAAGGAAGACGGUGAUGGCUAUGAGACAGAUCACCAGGACUACUGUGAGGUUUGCCAACAGGGUGGAGAGAUCAUAUUGUGUGACACCUGUCCCAGAGCGUACCACCUGGUCUGUCUGGACCCGGAGCUGGAAAAGGCCCCAGAGGGCAAAUGGAGCUGUCCGCACUGUGAGAAAGAGGGAAUCCAGUGGGAGGCCAAAGACGAAGAGGACGAUGAGGAGGAGGCCGCAGGUGAGGAAGAGGAUGACCACAUGGAGUUUUGCAGGGUGUGUAAAGAUGGAGGAGAGCUGCUGUGUUGUGACACCUGCCCAUCUUCCUACCACAUCCACUGCCUCAACCCGCCUCUCCCGGAGAUACCCAACGGGGAGUGGUUGUGUCCUCGAUGCAUGUGUCCUCCUCUGAAAGGUAAAGUGCAAAAGAUUCUGCAUUGGACAUGGGGAGAACCCCCACUGCCAGCAGAACUGCCUGCGGGCCCUGAUGGCAAGCCAAAUGAUCCACUGACCAAGCCCCCACUCAAGGGCCACCCAGAGAGGGAGUUCUUUGUGAAGUGGGCUGGCCUUUCGUACUGGCACUGCUCCUGGGUCAGCGAGCUGCAGUUGGAGCUGUAUCACACGGUCAUGUAUCGGAACUACCAGCGAAAGAACGACAUGGACGAGCCACCGCCGUACGACUACGGCUCCGGAGAGGACGAGCUCAACAGCGAGAAGAGGAAAAGCAAAGACCCCCAGUAUGCUGUGAUGGAGGAGCGCUUCUACCGCUAUGGCAUUAAACCAGAGUGGAUGGUUAUCCACCGGAUACUCAACCACAGCUUUGAUAAGGAUGGUGAUGUGCACUACCUGAUCAAGUGGAGGGACCUGCCCUACGACCAGUGCACCUGGGAGGUGGAUGAUUUUGACAUCCCAGAAUAUGACAGUCACAAAGCUUCUUACUGGGACCACAGGGAGCAAAUUCUAGGGGAGGACCAACGCCCUCUGGUGGUGAGGAAAGGAAAAAAACUCAAAGACGACCAUCCAAAAAGGGAGGUCCCUCCUGAUGCUCCCAUCAUUGAUCCAACCAUCAAGUUUGAGCACCAGCCGUGGUACAUUAACGCCACGGGAGGAACACUGCAUCCAUACCAGCUGGAGGGCCUGAACUGGUUGAGGUUCUCCUGGGCUCAGGGCACAGACACCAUCCUGGCUGAUGAGAUGGGCCUGGGAAAGACAGUGCAAACGAUAGUGUUUCUCUACUCGCUGUAUAAGGAGGGCCACUCGAAGGGCCCUUUCCUGGUGAGCGCGCCCCUCUCCACUAUCAUCAACUGGGAAAGGGAAUUUGAGAUGUGGGCUCCGGAUUUCUACGUGGUGACGUACACCGGGGACAAAGACAGCAGGGCGAUCAUCAGGGAGAACGAGUUCACCUUUGAAGACAGCGCAGUGAAAUCGGGGCGCAAGGUGUUCCGCAUGAAAAAAGACACUCCAAUCAAGUUCCACGUGCUGCUGACAUCCUAUGAGCUGAUCACUAUAGAUCAAGCCAUUCUGGGCUCCAUCACCUGGGCCUGCCUGGUGGUAGACGAGGCCCACAGACUGAAGAACAACCAAUCAAAGUUUUUCAGAAUUCUCAACGGGUAUAAGAUCUACUACAAGCUGCUGCUGACUGGGACUCCUCUUCAGAACAACCUGGAGGAGCUGUUCCACCUGCUUAACUUCCUCACCCCAGAUCGCUUCAAUAACCUGGAUGGCUUCCUGGAAGAGUUUGCUGACAUCUCUAAAGAAGACCAGAUCAAGAAGCUCCACGACCUGCUUGGGCCACACAUGCUCAGGAGGCUGAAAGCCGAUGUCUUCAAGAACAUGCCUGCGAAGACGGAGCUGAUCGUCAGAGUGGAGCUGAGUCCCAUGCAGAAGAAAUACUACAAGUUUAUUCUGACGCGAAACUUUGAGGCUCUGAACUCCAAAGGUGGAGGGAACCAGGUGUCUCUGCUGAACAUUAUGAUGGACCUGAAGAAGUGCUGCAACCAUCCCUACCUGUUCCCUGUGGCUGCUGUGGAAGCUCCUGUUUUACCCAAUGGUUCUUAUGAUGGCAACCUACUGGUGAAGUCCUCAGGAAAACUGACGCUGCUUCAAAAAAUGCUGAAGAAACUCAAGGACGAAGGACACAGAGUUCUCAUUUUCUCUCAGAUGACAAAGAUGUUGGAUCUGCUCGAGGAUUUUUUGGAGUUUGAGGGUUAUAAAUAUGAACGUAUCGAUGGAGGAAUCACCGGAGGCCUAAGACAGGAGGCCAUUGACCGCUUCAAUGCGCCGGGCGCUCAGCAGUUCUGCUUCUUGCUUUCAACACGAGCUGGAGGUCUUGGCAUCAAUCUUGCGAGUGCAGACACUGUCAUCAUCUACGACUCUGACUGGAAUCCUCACAAUGACAUUCAAGCUUUCAGCAGAGCCCACCGUAUUGGCCAAAACAAGAAGGUUAUGAUCUAUCGUUUUGUGACACGCGGCUCAGUGGAGGAGCGGAUCACUCAGGUGGCGAAGAGGAAGAUGAUGCUGACCCACCUGGUGGUGCGGCCUGGCCUGGGCUCCAAAACUGGCUCUAUGUCCAAACAAGAACUGGACGACAUCCUCAAGUUUGGCACAGAGGAGCUUUUCAAAGAUGAAAUGGAGGCAGCUCGAACCAUGGGUGACAACAAAGAUGGCGAGGAGGGCAACGUGAUUCAUUACGAUGACGAUGCCAUCUCGAAGCUGCUGGACCGCAGCCAGGAUGCCACUGAAGACACAGAGAUUCAGAACAUGAACGAGUACCUGAGCUCCUUCAAGGUUGCUCAGUAUGUGGUGAAAGAAGAGGAUGGAGAGGAAGAGGUGGAGAGGGAGAUCAUCAAGCAGGAGGAGAACGUGGAUCCAGAUUACUGGGAAAAACUCCUCCGCCACCACUACGAGCAGCAGCAGGAGGACCUGGCUCGCAACCUGGGAAAAGGCAAACGCAUCCGAAAACAGGUCAACUACAAUGAUACGACCCAGGAGGAUCAAGAAUGGCAGGAUGAUCUUUCAGACAAUCAGUCGGAGUACUCUGUGGGGUCCGAGGACGAGGACGAAGAUUUCGAGGAGAGGCCUGAAGGUGGGCGCAGACAGUCUCGUCGGCAGCUCAAGAGUGAGAAAGACAAACCUCUGCCACCCUUACUGGCACGUGUUGGGGGCAGUAUUGAGGUCCUGGGGUUCAACGCUCGCCAGAGGAAGGCCUUCCUCAAUGCCAUCAUGCGCUGGGGCAUGCCUCCCCAGGACGCUUUCAACUCCCAUUGGCUGGUUAGGGACCUGAGAGGGAAGAGUGAGCGUGAGUUCAGGGCCUAUGUGUCUCUGUUCAUGAGACAUCUAUGCGAGCCGGGGGCUGAUGGAGCAGAGACCUUCGCUGACGGAGUCCCACGUGAGGGACUGUCUCGUCAGCAUGUUCUCACCAGGAUCGGGGUUAUGUCCCUCGUCAGGAAAAAGGUGCAAGAGUUUGAGCAUGUAAAUGGGAAGCUGAGUUCUCCAGAUCUGAUUCCCAUUGGAAUGGAGCUGAAGAAACUGACAGAGAGUGUAUCUUCUGAUCCCAACACCCCUGUGCCAGCCAGCCCUGUGGCUACGCAGCCCGGCACCCCCAUCCCACCAGAGAAGACUGAGUCUCUCUUGGGUACUGCUGAGGACAAGGAGACCACAGAGCAAGAUAACAAGAAACUGUCAGAGCAGGAAGUGAGUCCUUUUUUUCUCCCACUACCCAUCACUUUCAUUCUCACAGAGCCAGCAUCUGUACCGGAGAAGGCAGCUGACAGUGAAGAGAGCAAGGCCAGCUCAGAGGAGAAAACAGGGGAUGAGAGGGACAGAACCGAGUCGCCCUCCACAAAGACAGAGCCAUCUGCUAACCCCAAAGAGUCCGCUUUGAAACAGACAGAGCUGUCAUCCAGUCAAACCUCACCUAAAAUGGAGUCCUGCAGAGAAACAGAGAAGUCCUCAGACAAAGCGGAAACUGAUUCUCCUCUGGCAAAAACUGAAGACAAGGAAAAUAAGCCAGAUGAUGUAAAGAGUGAAGACGCGUUAGAGGGCCGAUUAAAUGGAGACAAAGACACUUUGGAUGAGAUGGACGAGAGCAGGAAGGAGGAUAAAAAUGGAUUCAAAACCAAGUUCAUGUUUAAUAUUGCUGAUGGAGGUUUUACAGAGCUGCACACCCUCUGGCAAACUGAAGAGCGAGCGGCUCUGUCUUCUGGAAAGAUGCAUGACAUCUGGCACCGUCGCCAUGACUACUGGCUGUUGGCUGGCAUCGUAACACACGGCUAUGCUCGCUGGCAGGACAUUCAGAAUGACCCACGUUACGCUAUUCUGAAUGAGCCCUUUAAGACUGAGAUGCAUAAGGGCAACUACCUAGAGAUGAAGAACAAGUUCCUGGCCCGCCGCUUUAAGCUGUUGGAGCAGGCUCUGGUGAUUGAGGAGCAGCUGAGGCGGGCAGCUUACCUGAACAUGACCCAGGACCCCAGUCACCCGGCCAUGGCUCUCAACACUCGUUUUGCCGAGGUGGAAUGUCUGGCAGAGUCCCACCAGCACCUGUCCAAAGAGUCUCUGGCUGGGAACAAGCCUGCCAAUGCCGUGCUGCACAAAGUGCUGAACCAGCUGGAGGAACUUCUGAGUGACAUGAAAGCAGAUGUGACGCGGCUGCCCAACAUGCUGUCCAGGAUCCCACCGGUGUCGGCCCGUCUACAGAUGUCUGAGAGGAGCAUCCUGAGCCGCCUCACCAGCCGAGGCAGCGAGCCUCCACCGCAGCAGCCUUUUGGCCAGGGUGGGUUUGGCUGCUCCCAGAUGUACAGCAGCAGCUUUGGUGGAGGAUUCAGAGGACCAGGUGGACAGCCCAUGGUCAACUACAGUCAGAUGCCUCUGGGACCCUACGUCAGUGUGUCCUCUAAUGGCCCCCCACCCCCUACAAGCCAUCUGGACAAGAAGACACUCGACUCCUUGAGAGACGUGGCUACGCCUGACCUCAAGUCAGGCAAACCUAGUGAUGUCAUCUGUAUUGAGGACUAG
This is a messenger RNA of Toxotes jaculatrix (banded archerfish), 6083 nucleotides long. RefSeq names its product chromodomain helicase DNA binding protein 5 (gene chd5). Gene Ontology annotation, biological process: chromatin remodeling; negative regulation of transcription by RNA polymerase II. Lineage: Eukaryota; Metazoa; Chordata; Actinopteri; Toxotidae. Gene Ontology annotation, molecular function: histone binding; chromatin binding; ATP hydrolysis activity. The record is from RefSeq and is a predicted model, not a curated record. Gene Ontology annotation, cellular component: NuRD complex; nucleus; chromatin. Bases 45 to 6083 code for a protein of 2012 amino acids. The transcript has 40 exons.